Molecule: messenger RNA, 528 nt
Organism: Adineta ricciae
Lineage: Eukaryota; Metazoa; Rotifera; Eurotatoria; Adinetida; Adinetidae
Source: the annotation of a GenBank genome assembly
AUGCAGUUAUUCUAUAACUCCAAUAACUUUUCAAUGACGUCCACUAUCGACAAUUCAUCGGAGGACACGUCUGAUAUUAAUGUACGUUUCGGUGGUACUUCAAAUUUACGCGAUGCUGAACCGCUACCUUCGAGUAAUCUACUACAGAUGGAGCAUACGCACGAUGGUCAAAUUUCUGAGGAAACCAGUAUCGCAUUCACUGCAGUAUCAUACGAAGAACAAAUGCAUACACAGCCGCCGGAGGAAACUCAUCCAGUAGACGCCGAUGUGCCAUUUGCGUCCAACGAAAUUGAGAUAUACAGUCAGGGCUCACCUGAACCCAGUCUUGAUGGCCACGUGCAAACACCAAAUACAUCUGAACAAAACGAAACUGUACAGAACAUAGCAAAUGAGCAAAUCAAUUCCAACAAGCCAAAUGGAAAUAUGUAUGAAGAUGCUUGCCAGAUCGUAGGACAUCUUUAUGGUCUUAUCGAAGAAAUGAAACCAUUUCUAAUGUCUGUACCAUCUUGCAUUGAAAACCGAGGUUAG